Messenger RNA from Amyelois transitella, 2003 nucleotides. Its product is annotated as RNA-binding protein 45. The coding region runs from base 250 to 1818 and encodes 522 amino acids. Lineage: Eukaryota; Metazoa; Arthropoda; Insecta; Lepidoptera; Pyralidae. The transcript has a single exon. The record is from RefSeq and is a predicted model, not a curated record. Gene Ontology annotation, molecular function: RNA binding.
UUCAUCGGCAAUUGGGAUUGGAUUGGAUGUAUUCUCUUGAGAUUCUUGUCAUGUCUUGAUGAUAUUGCAUUGAAUUUCGGGGCGAAGUUUCACGUUAUUUUUAAGUUUACUAAUUUUGUUUGACAAAAAAUACUUUUUUCAAACACUAUACGAUAAAUACUAUGCGACAUUUGAUUCAUUCUGACUUAAGGAAUUCCUGACCGACGACUUCUCAUCUGACCAUUGUUUGACUUCGACCGAAUUACCGUUAUGACUGCCUUCAAAAGUAAUAAUUGGAAUUCAAACAUGCGUAACGAAGAAAGAAAAGAAGACAUGCCCCCAUUUUCGAGAGUGUUUGUUGUGUGCAGUAAACAAUUUCAUGUUGAUGAUUUGAGGCCGCAUUUUGAAGAAUUUGGUGAAGUGGAAGGUAUUUAUAUGCCAAGAGAUCGAAACACGGGCGAGUCCAAAGGCGUAGCAUACAUUAAAUACGCUAAAACAUCGUCUGCGGCAGCCGCUAUUGAGAGACUGAAUACGAAAACCCUAACGGAUUCCGGGAAACCCCUAAAAGUAAUGGUUGCUGCAAAUAGAAAUGAUGUUCCAAGCACCAAUGAAGAAAAAUAUAAAAGGCUUUUUAUCAAGGUGCACAAAGAAGUAAAAAGAGAAGAAAUUUUGGAACACUUCUCAACAUUUGGUCAAGUAGAGACUGUUCAUAUACAAAAGGACAAAUUAACAGAUGCAUGUAAAGGUUUCGCUUAUGUUAAUUUCAAAUCAUUUCUAGGAGCUGCAAAAGCUUACGAGGGUUGUGAUAAAAAGUACCGGGCAGUAUUCGCUACUCCUAAAGAUGAGUUGAAGAGAAGUAGGAAUAGUUUAGAUAACAUAGGGCCUAAUUUUAUAGAUAAUUAUCAACAUAAUAAUCACCAUUUCUGGGAUAAUUUUCACCAUGUAGAUGUUCAUCAAUCACAUCCCCCUGUCACAGAUAUGAUAAAGAAUGAUGUUCCUCUUGCAAAAGCUGGUCCUGUAUAUAACUCUGUUCUGGUAACAUGUAGUCCACAAGUGCCCCAGAAAUAUAUUGAAAGCCUUUUCAAUAUAAUUCCUGGCAUGGUUGAAUUUAAAUACACAUUGGACUCAUACAAUGGAUUGUGUAAAGCUAAUAUAACAUAUGAAAGUGAGGCAAAAGCAUCAUUUGCAGUAGAGAGGCUAAAUCAAUUUGAAUUUCCAUCUGGUGAAAUCAUCUCUGUCAAGAUAGAUGACCCGUUGAAAAAGGCUGCCAAUAAUUUGACAGAAGUGGUUAAUAGUUUCAAAAAUUCAAUUGAUAGCGGCAACCCUGAUUUACUUCAGUUAGCAGAUGCCAUUGCACAAGCGUCUACGCUUAUAAAAGCAGCCACGUCUGUGAAAAAUGAUGUCCGUGCUCCAUCACAUGACAUUAAUUGCAAUGUGAAUUUGCCUGCUCCACAACCGAUGGCUAAUGGUGACAGCCGAGUCGCCCAAAGAUGCUUCAUAGUGUGCAAACCUUACCCUCCACCGAUAGCAGUCCUACAAGAUGCGUUCUGCCGUUUUGGAGAUCUCAUUAAUGUCUGCACAUUUCCGAACAAGACAUUCGGUUUUGCAAAAUAUGCUUCCAUACAGGCUGCGCAGGAAGCUAUCAGAGUUCUAAACGGUUCAAUGCUCUGUGGAGUCCAGCUGAAGGUAUGUGUGGCCGAUGAGAAACCUAAAGAAGAUGACCACCGAAUGAAGACAGAAGACCACAGUGAGAACCACUCUGACCCUGACAUCGACAGGAAAAGAAUGAAGCUUUAUGACAAUUCUAGAUCCAAUAACGCCCAGCUGUCUCACUCUUAACUAAUGACAAUUUGACUAGAAGAUUUUAUAUGUUUACAAGAAUAAUAUUUAAUAGGAACUUUUAAUGAAUUACUUUAUUGAGAACUGACAUAAUCGGAACUAUAGUAUUAUACAUUUAUAUCUAAUGAAGUACAUCAAAAUCUGUUGUUGAAAUUGUAUUUUGUGAGAUUAUAGCAUGCAUUUUG